Messenger RNA from Chlorocebus sabaeus (green monkey), 4153 nucleotides. RefSeq names its product conserved oligomeric Golgi complex subunit 8. The record is from RefSeq and is a predicted model, not a curated record. Gene Ontology annotation, cellular component: COG complex; mitochondrion. Lineage: Eukaryota; Metazoa; Chordata; Mammalia; Primates; Cercopithecidae. Gene Ontology annotation, biological process: intra-Golgi vesicle-mediated transport; N-terminal protein amino acid modification; peptidyl-methionine modification. Gene Ontology annotation, molecular function: peptide deformylase activity.
AAGUCGGCCGCUCGCUGCUCCCCGGCAACCCCAAAGCCUUCCUCUCUAGCCCCGUACCAAUAGUUCCUCUCGCUAGCGCCCAAUAGUCUGGACGACUGCCGGGGAAAGCAAGCCGACUGGAUGAAAAGAUAGAGACCGGAAAUGGUCCUGUUUCUUCCUGUCCUAAAUUCGGAGUCAGCGCCCCCGGUGGUCCGGAGGGGAAGUGACGUUAUUGCGGGGAAGAUGGCUACCGCGGCGACGGCCUCAUCGUCAGCCACGGUCUCGGCCACGGCCAGGGCCACGGCAGCGGCUCUCGGCGAGGUGGAGGAUGAAGGGCUCCUGGCGUCGCUGUUCCGGGACCGCUUCCCCGAGGCCCAGUGGCGUGAGCGGCCCGAUGUGGGCCGCUACCUCCGGGAGUUGAGCGGCUCGGGGCUGGAGCGGCUGCGGCGCGAGCCCGAGCGCCUGGCGGAGGAGCGGGCGCAGCUGCUGCAGCAGACACGCGACUUGGCCUUCGCCAACUACAAGACCUUCAUCCGCGGCGCCGAGUGCACCGAGCGCAUCCACCGCCUCUUUGGCGACGUGGAGGCAUCGCUCGGCCGCCUGCUCGACCGCUUGCCCAGCUUCCAGCAGAGCUGCAGGAACUUUGUGAAGGAAGCCGAGGAGAUCAGCUCCAACCGUCGGAUGAAUAGCCUGACCCUAAACCGGCACACAGAAAUUUUGGAAAUACUGGAGAUUCCUCAGCUCAUGGACACCUGUGUCCGGAACAGUUACUAUGAAGAGGCCCUGGAGCUUGCAGCCUAUGUACGCCGACUGGAGAGGAAAUACUCUUCCAUCCCUGUCAUCCAGGGCAUCGUGAACGAAGUGCGCCAGUCCAUGCAGCUGAUGCUGAGCCAGCUGAUCCAGCAACUGAGGACCAACAUCCAGCUCCCCGCCUGCCUCCGUGUCAUUGGCUACCUGCGGCGCAUGGAUGUCUUCACUGAGGCUGAGUUAAGGGUGAAGUUUCUUCAGGCCCGAGAUGCUUGGCUCCGGUCCAUCUUGACUGCCAUUCCUAAUGAUGAUCCCUAUUUCCAUAUCACAAAAACCAUCGAGGCCUGCCGUGUCCAUCUCUUUGAUAUCAUCACCCAGUACCGUGCCAUCUUCUCAGAUGAGGACCCACUGCUGCCCCCUGCCGUGGGUGAGCACACCGUGAAUGAGAGUGCCAUCUUCCAUGGCUGGGUGCUACAGAAAGUCUCACAGUUCCUGCAGGUACUGGAGACCGACCUUUACCGGGGCAUAGGCGGCCGCCUGGACUCUCUGCUGGGCCAGUGCAUGUACUUUGGGCUGUCCUUCAGCCGGGUGGGAGCUGAUUUCCGUGGUCAGUUGGCUCCUGUUUUCCAGCGGGUGGCCAUCAGCACUUUCCAGAAAGCAAUUCAGGAAACAGUGGAGAAAUUCCAGGAAGAAAUGAACUCCUACACACUCAUCUCAGCUCCAGCCAUCCUGGGCACCAGUAACAUGCCUACUGUUGUGCCAGCCACCCAGCCAGGGACGCUGCAGCCACCCAUGGUGCUCCUAGAUUUCCCACCCCUCGCCUGCUUCCUCAACAAUAUUCUGGUUGCCUUCAAUGAUCUGCGGCUCUGCUGCCCUGUGGCCCUGGCGCAGGAUGUGACUGGGGCCUUGGAAGAUGCCCUUGCCAAGGUAACUAAAAUAAUCCUGGCCUUCCAUCGCGCUGAAGAGACUGCCUUCAGCAGAGGGGAGCAAGAGCUCUUCGUCCAGUUCUGCACUGUCUUUCUGGAAGACCUUGUUCCGUAUUUAAAUCGCUGUCUCCAAGUCCUUUUUCCACCAGCUCAGAUAGCACAGACUUUAGGCAUUCCUCCCACUCAGCUCUCCAAGUACGGAAACCUCGGGCAUGUGAACAUCGGCGCCAUUCAAGAGCCCCUCGCCUUUAUCCUGCCAAAGAGAGAGACGCUCUUCACCCUGGAUGACCAGGCGCUGGGGCCCGAGCUCACAGCUCCGGCACUAGAGCCUCCCUCCGAGGAGCCACGCCUGGAUCCCGCGGGCCCAGCCUGCCCGGAGGGAGGGCGAGCGGAGGUGGACGCGGAACCGCCCAGAGUGGGGCCCUAGCCGCCGUCCCCAGCCUCCAGAACGCGGGUUGGACCCCAAUGGAGAACAGGUGGCGUGGCAGGCGAGCGGGUGGGCAGCCCGCAUCAUCCAGCACGAGAUGGACCACCUGCAGGGCUGCCUGUUUAUUGACAAAAUGGACAGCAGGACAUUCACAAACGUCUAUUGGAUGGAGGUGAAUGACUAAAGCUUUGCUACUGGGGCUGAGGAUUCCGGAUACCAAGACGCACACACUUCCACUUUGACCUGGGCACAUCUUACUUCGCAUCAACUUGGAUGGCUUGCAUAUGACAGGAAACUGGACUGCCAAGUCAUGGCAGACUGAGCUGGAGGAAGAUGUCAGAAAUGUUUGCCCUGAAAUCAGCUAUGAACGGAAUGCUGUCUACAACUUGAGGAGAAAAAUCACCCCCAAAGGAGUGGACGUUUCCUGACAAUUCUGUAUGGAGGAAGGUGGGGUAACUGCAUUCGUCUGCAGUAGACACGAGUUCCUCGGACCUGUAUAAUCUCCCAAAGCCAAGGUUUGGUAAUAAUGUAGCCCCUAAAUAUCUGAAAGCUCUCUUUAAAAAUGCAGGUAAGCGUGUGACUGGCCAUUUGUGCCGAGUUCUUAUUUUUACAGAGGGCUUGUGGCCUUGGACGCCAGUUUGCUUAUGGAAAUGAAACAGGACAGAAUCAUCCCUGCUCAAGAAAGUGUUUAAUGACAGCACGAGUGUAAAUGAGUGCCCACACAUUUUAACAGCCUUGGGCAGGAUUUUGCUGCUUGACGUCUCUAGAGCAGCGGGUUCUUGGCUCAUUCUUGGGUUAGAGGCCAUGGAUCAGGGCUGGGGGCAGGGGUGACAAUUGAGAAGUGCAGUGAGCUUCCUGUUAAAAAUUGGGACAGACACAGAAAGCAGGACUAGUACUUCCUGGUUAUACACUUAUUUUGUAAAAAUGAAUUAACGUCACACCAACCAAUGUGUAGGUUUAAGUGUCUGCCAGGCAGGGUGGCUUACACCUGUAAUCCCAGCACUUUGGGAGGGCAGGGUGGGUGAAUCAUGAGGUCAGGAGUUCGAGACCAGCCUGGCCAAGAUGGUGAAACCCUGUCUCUACUAAAAAUACAGAAAUUAGCCAGGCGUGGUGGCGAGCGCCUGUAAUCCUAGCUACUCGUGAAGCCAAGGCAGAGAAUUGCUUGAACCCAGGAGGCGGAGGUAGCAGUGAGCCAGGAUCACGCCACUGCACUCCAGCCUGGGCAACAGAGCAAGACUCAAAGUACGAUUCUGACUGUAGAGUUUUCUUUUCUUCUCUGUCUCAAAAAAAAAAAAAAAAAAAAAAGUGUCAGCUUUGUCAAGAGGUGAAGGAACUCCAGUUUUAUUUAUUCUUUGAUUUUUUUCUUCUUUAAAGACAGAGACGGGGGUCUCACUGUUGCCCAGGCUGGUCUCAAAUUCCUGGUCUCAGGCAAUCCUUCUGCCUUGGCCUCCCAAAGUGUGGGAUCACAGUUGUGAGCCAUAGUACCCAGCCAAACUCCAGUUUUAGUUAAAUUGUUUCACCUCAUUUUUAUGCUGAGUUUUGUAAAGUAGGUAUUCUUGCUAAACAGAGUCCUCAAAAUCAAACUAUACAAGUAAUAGGAAGUCCAGUAAGCUUUUUAGAGAAAAUGUGUUGUAAAUGGCAGUUAAAUGAACCCAGGAAAGACCCGUCCUCCCCUGUGGCUUUCUUUGAGGCCCCAUGAGGCCAAGCAGAAGCAAACUGGCUCUAGGUGCAGCCUGACUUUGAAAAGGAAUCCCGGCCAGGCUUGGUGGCUCGUGCCGGUAAUCCCAGUACUUUGGGAGGCCAAGGCGGGCAGAUCACUUGAGGUCAGGAGUUCAAGACCAGCCUGACCAACAUGGCGAAACCCUGUUUUUACUAAAAAUACAGAAACUAGCUGGGCGUGGUGGUGGGCGCCUGUAAUUCCAGCUACUUGGGAGGCUGAGGCAGGAGAAUCACUUGAACCUGUGAGGCAGAGGUUGCAGUGGGCUGAGAUCUCGCCACUGUACUCCAGCCUGGUGACAAAGACUCUGUCUCAAAAAAAAAAGGGAAUCCCAACCUUGGUACUGGUGCAAGGUCA